Centruroides sculpturatus (bark scorpion) is the source of this 1287-nucleotide messenger RNA. RefSeq names its product cell division protein FtsZ-like. Gene Ontology annotation, cellular component: cell division site; cytoplasm. The transcript has a single exon. Bases 21 to 1199 code for a protein of 392 amino acids. Gene Ontology annotation, biological process: cell division. The record is from RefSeq and is a predicted model, not a curated record. Gene Ontology annotation, molecular function: GTPase activity; GTP binding. NCBI's taxonomy places the organism in Eukaryota, Metazoa, Arthropoda, Arachnida, Scorpiones, Buthidae.
CCAAUGAAUUGGAGGAAGAAAUGGAUGAAACUAAACAGCAUUUAGAUUCAAUCGUCAAAAUCAAGGUGAUCGGAGUCGGAGGGGGUGGCAGCAACACGAUUCACUCCAUGAUUCAAGAAGGAAUUCAAGGGGUUGAUUUUAUCGUCGCUAACACCGACCAACAAGCUCUCAAUUCUUCGAUCGCCCAAGAUCGGUUGACGCUUGGUAAAAGCGCUCGUGGUCUAGGAGCCGGAGCCAAUCCGGAGGAAGGACACCGCGCAGCGACCGAAAGUGAGUCGGAAAUUCGCGACUUACUGGAAGGCGCAGACAUGGUGAUCAUUGCAUCGGGGAUGGGAGGUGGCACAGGCACUGGCGCAUCGCCGGUGAUUGCUAAAGUCGCCAAACAACUCGGGGCGCUGACGAUCGGAAUCGUCACCACGCCGUUUGCUUUUGAAGGAACUAAACGAAUUGACAACGCCAAGUUAGGGCUAGACAACUUGCGCGCCGAAGUCGACUCGCUGAUUGUCGUUUCUAACGACAAACUACUUCAACAAUUUGGCAGCAUUUCCUUGAAAGACUCUUUCAUGUACGCUGACAAAGUGCUUAAGCAAACCGUGCGUACCAUUACCGAUCUGAUCGCGCUUCCGGCUCUAAUCAACUUAGACUUUGCCGAUGUAACCACCGUAAUGCGCAACAAAGGACCGGCUUUGAUUGGAAUUGGUAAAGCCAACGGUCAAGACAAAGCGAUUAAAGCUGCUACCCACGCCAUUUCAAGCCCGAUUUUAGAAGCUUCGAUUUUCGGAGCCCAAGAUGCGAUCAUUAACAUUUCCGGUGGCGACAUUACGCUUGACGAAGCUAACAAAGCCGUCGAGACGAUCAAAAAAGCCGCCGGCGACGAACUGAACAUCAUCUUUGGUGUUUCAAUCGUGGAAAGUCUUGGUAACGACAUCCAAGUUUCCGUGAUAGCGACUGGUCUUAAACAGCAAAAACCGAUCACUCAGGAGCAAAUUAAGGAGCAGGUGUCGCAAGUUUUGGACACGAUUGACCUUGAUUUUGAAGACGAGGGAACGCGGGAGUUGCUGGUCAAAGAUCCGUUCCCGGAAAGUGCUAAAAUGCACAUCAGCGAAGAAACGCGUGUCAAACCAGUCAGCGCUGAUGAUUCGCUUGAAUUAGUCGACGAAGACGAGACUGAUGACUUGCCGAGUUUUUUGCGUCGCUAAAGUCCAAAUGGCUGAGAAGUAAGGCCAAGCAAUUGGUUGCGAAUCGGCCGGAUUUGAAAACGCCUGAGCUCGCUCGUUAGUGAAACUA